AUGGAUGUUUCGACGUACUCCAAAUUGCGUGCCUCCGGACGUGGAUACUUGUCUGUUACUGCGGUCGCCCUUAAGAGUAACAGCCAAUUCUCCAAAGCGGCUGCUCACAAUGUCAACCCUCUCUUCAAUGAACGACGCCAGUUCGUCAAACUGAGGUUCUUUUCCAUGACGUAUCAAGGUGGUGGCGACUUCGGCCCAUUUGAAGCGCAACUGAGAAGGCAGCCUCAUGACAAUCGCCUCCAUGGUUCGACUAGAAUUCAAGUCUGA
Echinostoma caproni is the source of this 267-nucleotide messenger RNA. The record is from the annotation of a GenBank genome assembly. Lineage: Eukaryota; Metazoa; Platyhelminthes; Trematoda; Plagiorchiida; Echinostomatidae.